Arachis duranensis is the source of this 1158-nucleotide messenger RNA. Its product is annotated as DNA replication complex GINS protein PSF2. NCBI's taxonomy places the organism in Eukaryota, Viridiplantae, Streptophyta, Magnoliopsida, Fabales, Fabaceae. Gene Ontology annotation, cellular component: GINS complex; nucleus. The transcript is spliced from 9 exons. Gene Ontology annotation, biological process: DNA replication; double-strand break repair via break-induced replication. The record is from RefSeq and is a predicted model, not a curated record. Bases 406 to 993 code for a protein of 195 amino acids.
UCCCUCCAGUGUUUUCUUAGAACCAGAAUCUCCUCCCGGUGCUCCCACUCCCCGUCACCGUCCACCUCUUCUCCAUCCGCGGCGUCCCCAUCUUCUCCCAACGAGCCACCUCACUUCUGCGGUUCUCCUCUUCCAUCCCUCCGUUCCGCCAUUCAUCCUAUCCCUGACCUUGAAGUCGUGUCGCCGCGAUUUCACUUCCAUUCCGCCGAGCUCUGCCAUCACCGUCACCUUCACGUCGUGCUCAGUGCUCACCUCCAGCUGUGCCGUCCAUUUGCAGCCGUCGCCUCCAGCCGUGCCUUCCAGUUCCGGCCGUCGCGUUCCAGCAUCGUCGUUGGUGCCUCAGAUUCUGUGUCUGUGCAUCAUAGCAAAGUAUAUCUCGUUGCACCUUGAGUACGGAGAGAAGAGAUGGCUGGGCAAUCAGAUCCUGAGCUUUCACUGUUUUCAGCAGAGGAGCUUGAGUUCAUUGCUGAGGAUGAGAUUGUGGACAUUGUGCCCAAUCUCAAGAUGGGUCCUCUUAAUUUCAUCUCUGGAGAUUUUGGCCCAUUUAUCCCACAGAUUGUUGCCCAAGUACCGCUUUGGCUGGCUGUUGCAUUAAAAAAGAGGGGCAAGUGCUCCAUUUGCCCUCCUCAAUGGAUGUGUGUUGAGAAGUUGACUCAAGUUUUGGAAGCUGAGCGAAACUCGCAAGAAAUGUCAGAGCAACUGCCAUUUCACUAUGUAGAAAUUUCUAGACUUCUGUUUGACCAUGCAAAUGAUGACAUCUCGGAUGCAUAUAUGGUGAGAUCUCUAAUUGAGGACAUCAGAGAUGUACGAUUUCAUAAGGUUGAAACUGACCUGGAGGCAUUCAAUGGUCGCACAAUUGCUGUUAAGAUAAAAAAUUUGUCUGCCAUGGAAGUGAAUAUCGUCGACCGCAAGUUGUCCAAAAUGCCCCAAGGAGGCAACUGCGAAGAUAAGGUACUUACAGCUGGAUCUGUGCUGCUGAAUUCUUUGUACUAGGGUAGCUUGCGAGUUGAGACCUGAGUUCUCAAUAAUCAGGAAGAUAUGACGUUUCCUUAUUUCUCAUAAGUUACACACACACGUUGCAUGUAGUUUUGUGUAAUCACCUUAACCCAUGCUAUGCAUUUAUGAAUUUCCCAUCAUUUUGUUGAUGGAAUUAUGGGA